Molecule: messenger RNA, 3095 nt
Organism: Selaginella moellendorffii
Lineage: Eukaryota; Viridiplantae; Streptophyta; Lycopodiopsida; Selaginellales; Selaginellaceae
Exons: 17
Coding region: 71-2962 (963 amino acids)
Cellular component (GO): endoplasmic reticulum; Golgi apparatus
Source: RefSeq, a predicted model, not a curated record
CGGCAUUUUCGGACAUGGCGAUCGCAGUGGUGGAGAGCGAGCUAGGGUUUUGGAGCGCGACACCGACCAAAUGGCGUGGGGGAGCACUCUCUGGAGGCGCGUCAAGGUGUUCCGGGUAGCAUUGCAGGUCUUCUUGGAUUACAGGGCCGCGCGCAAGAAGGCCGCUGGAUUGCCCAAGGAGGAUCAGAACCUGCUGUGGGAUCGCAUCCACCACAGGAAUGCCGAGCGCAUUUUGGCGGCAAUCACCGAAUUGGAGGGAUUGUGGGUGAAAUUUGGGCAGUAUCUAUCGACUCGAGCGGAUGUUCUUCCGGAAGCUUACAUCUCCAUGUUUCGCCAGCUCCAAGACUCACUACCUCCUCGUCCCAUUGCCGAGGUAACCGCUACUAUAGAGAAGCAACUGGGAAAACCGUUGGACGAGCUGUUCUCAGAGUUCGACCGGAAGCCUUUAGCUACUGCCUCAAUAGCGCAAGUUCAUCGGGCGCGCAUGAAGGACGGCCGUGAUGUUGUAGUGAAAGUGCAACAUCAAGGCAUUAAGGAGUGCGUAUUACAGGACUUGUACAAUGCACGAGUGAUUGUUGAGUGGGUCGCAUGGGCGGAGCCUGAUUACGAUUUCGGCCCUGUUCUAGACGAAUGGUGCAGAGAAGUUCCCCAAGAGUUGAAUUUCAACCAGGAAGCGGGUAUGGACAUUUCCAUGCAUGCUUUGUUUUUUAUUUCCUUCAACUACUUCUACUUUUCUUCUUCUCCAGAAAACACCAAGAAAGUAGCACACAACCUCAAAUCAUGGACCAAAGACGGUACCAUCAGUAUCGAUCCUGUUGAUGUGCUUCUACCUGAAGUCGUUCAGUCAGCCGAGAAAGUCCUGAUUCUCACGUACAUGGAUGGAGUUCGCAUAAAUGAUGUGGCUGGCCUUGAUAGACUAGGCGUGGACAAGCAAGCUGCUGUCGAAACUAUCACCCGGGCAUACGCUCACCAGAUAUAUAUCGACGGAUUUUUUAAUGCCGAUCCUCAUCCUGGGAAUUUUCUAAUAAGUACUCAACCACCUUUCCGACCAAUUUUACUUGACUUCGGGCUCACAAAGUCCAUCUCAUUGCCUUUUAGGCAGUCACUGGCGAAGAUGCUUCUUGCUGCUGCGGAGGGAGAUUAUUCUGCUUUGUUGUCCGCAUUUUCUGAGAUGGGGCUUGUUCUGAAGCUGGACAUGCCAGAAGAGGCGAUGGAAAUCACCAACUUUUUUUUCCGUCGUUCUUUGCCGGCUGAGGAAUCUGUGGCCGAAAUGAAAGAGCUCGUCAAAGAUAACGAUAAGCGCAUCCAACGUUUAAAAUCCAGGAUGGAUAGUAAAGAGACUCUUCGUACUCCAGUUUCUGCUUUCCCAACUGACUCUGUGUUUUUCAUGCGAGUCCUAGGCCUACUAAGAGGACUCUCUUCGGUACUCGGUGCGAGAGUGGUUUAUCUUGAGAUCAUGAAGCCAUACGCAGAAGCAGUACUAUAUAGUGGUGGUCGCUCUAAUGGUGGGAACGAACUACCAAUUUUUGAUAGUCCAUUGCAUUCUCAGGCUGAGGUCAAGCUCCAUCAACUUUUACGUGAGAUGCACAAGCAACAACGGAUACUUGGUGUUCAAGUUUGUGCGUACAAGGAUGGGAAAGUUAUCGUCGAUACAGCGGCUGGUUACCUUGGAAAGUAUGAUCCUCGCCCGGUGCGUUGUGACAGUUUGUUUCCGGUGUUCUCCGCAACAAAAGGAGUUACGGCGGCCUUGUUACACUGGCUUGCAGAUCACGGAAAACUAUCGCUGGCGGAAAAGAUUUCCAGCAUCUGGCCCGAGUUUGCGGAGAAUCACAAGGACGCUUGCACAGUUGCACAUGCCUUGAACCAUACCUGUGGCCUACAAAAUGCGCUGUAUGAUGUGCUAAGGAAGAAUCCUCUGGCUAUGUGCGAUUGGAGUGAGAUGCUAAAGCUCAUUGCAGCCGCCAAACCAGAAUCACCCCCUGGCCAAGAUCAAAAGUACCAUGCUCUUUCUUUUGGAUGGAUAUGCGGUGGGAUAGCUGAGAAAGCCACCGGGAAAACAUUCCAACAACUUAUCGAAGAAGCGUUUGUUACACCGCUGAAGGUUAAUGGCGAGUUUUACGUCGGCAUUCCUCCUGGCGUGGAGGAGCGCCUCGCAUCGCUCACUUUGGAUCCCGAGGAGCUCAAGAACAUACCCGCGGCAUCCGCUGCUGCUCUAAGAACGCAUCUCUCGACGCUGGAAGUAGGGACGACUAGUGAUGGCGUCGGACCGGCGUCACUCGAAGACUUCCUGACAAACGGAUCGCCUCUGUCCGUGAGCUCGCUGCCAAGCCUUUUCAACAUGCUCUUCAUCAGGCGGGCAACCAUCCCAGCUGCAAACGGCCACUUCUCGGCCCGGGCACUGGCGCGCUUCUACGCGACGCUUGCAAGUGGUGGACGCGUCCCCCCCGGCACGUCCUCGUCCAAGCCACCUCUCGGCAGCCACGCUCAUCGACCGCACCUGGGAGGAUCCUCGAGCACAGCCAAGAGGAAAAAGGGAUCCCGGAUAACAGGAAAAAAUUGCUGCAAGACGAGGAGCUUGUCAUCGGACUUGAGUGGGGGCCAGAUCCACUUCCAGGAAGAGGAAGACGCACCGGCAAAGAUCUUCACCAGCGGUGACAUCCACGACGCGUUUGUAGGGGGCGGGAAGUACAGCGGCCUGGUUGCUAGAGACAGCGAGAAGUUUGGGCUUGGGUUCUGGAAGCUCAAGACUGGUGAUACUAGCGCAGGCGCAGGGAAGAAGAUGGCAUUUGGACACUCUGGGAUUGGGGGCUCGUUUGGCUACUGCGACCCCGACAACGAUUUCGCGGUGGCGAUCACGGUGAACAAGAUGACGCUCGGGCAAGUGUCGGGUGAUAUCGUACGACUCGUCUGCUCGGAGAUCGGGAUCCCAUGUCCACUGGCGAUGGAGAGGCCUUCCCAGUGAUAGAUGGUCCAGGUAUCAAAUGGGUCAAAUAGUAGAAACCUUAAACGUUGCAUGGGAAGUACUUAUAAAACGAAAACAAGUCUUGGCCUUACGGUGGUCAAUGCUGAUCUAUCAUGAAAACAACUUCCUCGAA